Penaeus indicus is the source of this 420-nucleotide messenger RNA. Its product is annotated as cuticle protein 21-like. NCBI's taxonomy places the organism in Eukaryota, Metazoa, Arthropoda, Malacostraca, Decapoda, Penaeidae. The record is from RefSeq and is a predicted model, not a curated record. Bases 1 to 420 code for a protein of 139 amino acids. The transcript is spliced from 4 exons. Gene Ontology annotation, cellular component: extracellular matrix.
AUGUUCAUUGUUAUCGUUAGUAGCUAUGUUGAUGCUAAAACUGCUCUUAAUGCAUGUCUGGGUCAUUUUUAUAUUAAUUGUUAUAUUGCCAUCUCGGGUACAGCGGUAGUACUCGUUGUGGCCCUCGCGUCUUCAGCCCUGGCUCGUCCUGGGUUCUACAGCGCUCCAGCUGCAUCAGAUCCUGCACGGUACAAUUACAUGUACACGGUAAACAAUCAUUUCGGCAACAACUUCGGCCUCCAGGAAUCUCGCAAUGGACUCGACACCCGAGGCUCCUUCUUCGUCCAGCUUCCUGACGGCCGCCUUCAGAAGGUGACUUACACUGUCAACGGCAACUCGGGCUUUGUGGCUCAGGUGCGCUACACGGGAGAGGCCCGCCAUCCCCCUUCUCGGUCCUCAAAUGCAUAUGGCGCUUACUAA